This is a messenger RNA of Galleria mellonella (greater wax moth), 4353 nucleotides long. RefSeq names its product oxysterol-binding protein-related protein 9. The record is from RefSeq and is a predicted model, not a curated record. The coding region runs from base 104 to 2224 and encodes 706 amino acids. Gene Ontology annotation, molecular function: sterol binding. The transcript has 16 exons. NCBI's taxonomy places the organism in Eukaryota, Metazoa, Arthropoda, Insecta, Lepidoptera, Pyralidae. Gene Ontology annotation, cellular component: membrane; intracellular membrane-bounded organelle; cytosol.
GUCAAACAUAUGGAUUAUUUAUUGAAACUGGUUCUUGCCGCAGUGUUAUAAUUCACUAUUUUUAUUUUUGAUGACUUUUAAUAUUUGUAUUUGAGUUUUAAUCAUGAUGGAGGGUUCUCUGAGUAAAUGGACAAAUGUGAUGAAGGGCUGGCAAUAUCGAUGGUUCGUGUUAGACGAAAACGCGGGCCUGCUCUCAUAUUACACGUCGAAAGAGAAGAUGACGCGAGGGGUGCGGCGCGGCUGUGUCAGGCUGAGGGCGGCCGUCAUUGGCAUUGAUGACGAGGACGACUCCACCUUCACCAUCACAGUCGAUCACAAAACCUUUCACUUUCAGGCCCGCGAUGGAUUAGAACGGGAACGAUGGGUCCGCGCGCUUGAAGACACCAUAUCGAGACAUGGCAGACGAGAGCGAUGGUCUCGCAGUAUGCCGGCGCCCCGACACCGCCACGGGGAUCUCGAGCGGCGCAUAUCAGAGGCUGACGCGUACUUGCAAAUUAUGAUUGACCUUGUUUCUAAAAUGAGCACACGUGUAUCAGAGCUAGCCGAUCCACAUGAGAAAAGUAAAGGGCAAGUUAUAUUAGACCACUCCAACGCAAUGUUGGAUAACAUAAAACAUUCCAUAGUGCUUCUUCAAAUAGCUAAGAAUACUGUAAAUCCGGUCAAUGGUGUUUAUCAAGGACCGACGAGUUCAUCCCAAACACAUAUCAAACAAGGUGCAGAAUUGUCACCGCAGGUUGAAAUGGGCGCCGAGUGUCGUGAGCUGCCGACCCCCACGCGACCGCUGCCGUCACUGGAGGACAUGGAUGCGCCCAGAGCGAUGUCCCUCUUCGUACCUGACACAUCGUACUCUUCUUCGGAGGGGGAGGACGAUUUCUACGACGCGGACGACGAGCCCGCCGACAUCCCCCAGCCUGGACCCAGCGCGAGCCGCACGUGCCCGGCGGAGGGUGCGCCAGAGCAAGACUCGGCGCAGCCCGCUGUCGACUUGCCCCGCACCAGGGACGGAGAGAUCGAUUACGAUGCUCUGUAUGAAGAUGAGUCGGACAGUGACCUGGGCUCGAUGGAGAACCACGGCUCGGUCGUCACCCACCUCCUGUCGCAGGUCAAGAUCGGAAUGGAUCUCACAAAGGUUGUGCUGCCAACAUUUAUCCUCGAGAGGCGAUCACUCCUAGAAAUGUACGCGGACUCCUUCGCACACCCUGACCAGUUUGUAAAGAUAGUGGACAUGCCGACGCCCCGCGACCGCAUGAUACAGGUGGUGAGAUGGUACCUCAGCUCGUACCACGCGGGUCGCAAGUCGCAAGUCGCCAAGAAACCGUACAACCCUAUACUGGGCGAGGUGUUCCGCUGCCACUGGGACUUGGACGGCGCGGAGGCGCACACUGCUAGUACUGAGAAGCAGGAGGUCGGCGACGGACCGGUGCCGUGGUGUACACCGGACCAGUUGUCGUUCGUAGCCGAACAAGUGUCCCACCAUCCGCCUAUUUCUGCUUUCUACGCGGAGCACGUCAACAAGCGUAUACAAUUCGAGGCGUGGGUGUGGACCAAGAGCAAGUUUCUGGGCUUGUCCAUCGGUGUUCACAAUAUAGGACGCGGCACGGUCACACUCCUGGACCUUGGCGAGGAGUAUACGCUCACCUUCCCCAAUGGAUACGGCAGAUCAAUACUAACAGUUCCGUGGAUAGAACUCGGCGGUUCAGUUGUGAUCGAAUGUGUACAAACUGGCCACAAGGCGAAUAUAGAAUUUCUCACUAAACCGUUCUACGGUGGCAAGAAACACCGCGUGACGUGCGAAGUGUACGCCGGAAGUGACAAGAAGGCGUACUACACCGCGCAGGGCGAGUGGAACUCUAGGAUGGACGGAAGGUGGACCGAAUCGGGGCGGUCGGAGGUGGUGUUCGAGGUGGCGAGCAUGAAGCCGCGGCGCAAGCGCGUGGCGCCGGUGUCGCGGCAGGCGGCGCACGAGUCGCGGCGCGUGUGGCGCCACGUGACGGCCGCGCUGCGCGCCGCCGACACCGACGCCGCCACCGCCGCCAAGCGCGCCGUCGAGCAGGCGCAGCGCGACGCCGCCAAGCGGCGCGACGCCGCCGCCGAGAAGUGGGCCACCCAGCUCUUCAACCCGAAAGGCGAGGACGGCUGGGAAUACAACACGCCACUGAAGAAACGCCUCGACAAAUCAACGCCCCAACACAAACCCACCGAGAAUGCGGAGAACACGAGAUAAUGGACUUAAAAAUGUUGUUUUAGUAAUGUGGACUUUGAACUAACGCCCUACGGUAGAGAUUCCAUCGUCACAUCAAACGGACCUCUUAGCGAAAUAGAUAAAACCGUUCAUACUAUGUGACGCACCAAUGUUAAUCGCUUAGGUAAUUUGGGAAGUAUAGGCUGUUGAAGUAUUUUGCCAUAAUUUAAUAUUCAAAACUUCAACGCGCGCGUAAAGGUUGGUAACCCCUGCAGUGGAUACGGAAUAAAGAAUUUUCUUUCAAAUAUUUGUUAUAUUUUAAGAAAGCUCUAAACUGAAAUAUGCAUUAGCAUAUUUUAUAUGACGUUUACUCUAUAUUUGCAGAUUAAAGAUGGUUUUAUAAUAUUUAUAAUAAAAAAAUUAUAAUAUAUUCUCUGCAGAGGGGCGUCGAUGAGGUGCUUGCCUAAGGCACUCGACAUUCAUUCCACCUCAGCUUUUUAUUUAUUAUUAUUCUCUUAUUCUACUAUAUAUAAUUGAAUAUAAGGUAUUAAAAAAUAUGAGCCAGGGGUCACCAACCUUUAAACGAUUUGAGUCGUACGCGCACUCGAAUCUUUGUUUUAUAUCGAAUCAUUAUUUUAUACUCUUACCUAUUAUGGCCUAUGAAUACGAGCAAUAAUAUAAUUGUAAAUAUGAAAUCUCUUUGAAAAUACAAUUUGCAACGCUUUUGUAUCUUUGUUCGUACACGCGUUAAGCACGGAACGAUAUCAAACGUUGAGCCUGACAUGUGUCUAGGUAAUGAUGCGUGCAUUCCACACUCGAUACAGAUUCGAUUCUUCGCGAAUUACAUCGAUUUUAUAGAUAAACAUAUAGAUCCAUCGAUUAGAAUCGAUUACACUUAAGUUUUGUGCAAAAGAAUCGUCCAUUGUAUGAGGAAUCAAUCUCUAUAGGAAUUCUAAUCUCUUUACCGAGUUUCUUAUUCUGGUUCUUUUAAUUUCUGUUGACUUUAUUACUUACACAGUAAAUUUUUAAUUUUCAUGAAUUUGCAUUCAAAUUCAUGAAAUUUCUUUUAACAAUUAAUAUGUUUUGUCUCUUUUUUGUAUUAAAAUCUUACUCGAAUGAAAGGUACGGAAUAAUAGCUAACGUAAGUCUCUAAGUCGUUUGACAUUUUAUAAAUAAUAAAUAACAUAGACGUAGUAUAUAUCGUUACAUAUAUGCAGAUUUAAUUCAUAUUAAAAUUGACUUUUACUAAAGAUGCAAAUUAGAUAUAAUUUUAAAUCGUAUCUACUCAUCAUCACAUCAGCCACUAUCUGUCCACUCUUGAACCCCAAUACAACCAAUAAAAACCCCAUAAGGGGGAGUCUUAUGGGGUUUUGCCAGUAGUUGCCACGCUUGACAGGUAGGUUGGCAACCGACUUUGGUGACAUUUUAGGAAGGACGAUGCUGCUCAUCUCUCGUUCAUUAUGUUCCCUUAAUAGCCUCUUUCGACAGUCAUGGAAAAGGAAUGAUUGGCUUAUUGUAUGCCAAGACAAUACGGCUUAAAACUUUACCCCAUAAACAUAUAUUGAAAAUCAUACAAACAUAUGAAAAAUAAUCAAAAUUGUCAAUUUUCCUGCGCUUUAUACUUUUUUCUUUAUAUUUAUCAAUUAUGUUCCUUCUAUAUAGAUUAUAUUUCAAAAAAUAUUAAAUUUAAUAUUUCAAUACCCUCAACACUUUAAACUGAUUUCUAUUAGCUAAGAACCACGAUAUUUAUUUUCUAAAACCGCAUUCAAUUCGGUCCAUCCAUUCACGAACUACGACAAAUCCUUCAAACUUUCUGCAUCUUUAUAUUCGCGUGGAGAAUCAAGAUUAAUUAAAAUAUAUGCAAAAAAAAAAAACAUGUAUCAAGGGAAAUAAUUAUUUUUAUACAAAUAAUAUUUAGUUGUGUAUUGUUUUUUAAUAUUUUUAUUGUUAUCAUUGUACGAGACAUAUUGUCUAGACACAUGCUGCAGGAGAAUUCGAUUCACAACAAGUAUUUAGCGACAAGACUGAGAAUAUAAUGUGAACGAAAACAUAUAACGAUUGUGACGGCGCGCCGGUGGUGACACGUGCAAAUUAUUUCAAUCACAUAGACUUAUUUAAUUAAAUAGUUAUAACUACAAUGUUGUAUAUUUAAAUAAAGAUUUAAAUUAUUA